AGUAUAUUGACUAGUUUUUGUAGGAGAGAGUCCGUAUGGUGGAAGGAAGAUGGUUUCUCUAGUUGAUACGGGCUUCCCUGCGUCCGGUUUACUGCCAAAGAAAGAGACAGGAGCGACAGCAUUUCUCUCUAAAUAUCCAGAAUAUGAUGGCAGGGGGGUCACCAUCGCAAUUUUGGACACGGGCGUCGACCCAGGAGCGCCAGGUUUACAGGUUACAUCUCAGGGUCUUCCUAAAAUUGUUGACAUCAUCGACACAACAGGAAGUGGAGAUGUAAAUACAUCGACCGUCGUCGAGGCUAAAGAUGGAGAAAUCACCGGUCUCACCGGACGAAAACUACAGAUCCCACCAAGCUGGCAGAAUCCUACCAAUAGAUAUCACAUUGGGGUGAAGAAUGUGUAUGAAUUAUAUCCUAAGCCACUUAAAGAAAGAAUACAAAAAGAGAGACGAGAGAAGUUAUGGGAUCCUCUUCAUAGAGUCGCUUUAGCUGAAGCUAUUAGGAGGCUUGAUGCUUUUGAUAAUGCUCACUCACACCCAACAAAACAGGAAGAGAAGUUGGCACGAGAUGACUUAGCCGCUCAGGUAGACUUAUUAACCACAUCAGAUAAGAAGUUCAACGACCCUGGUCCAGUAUAUGACUGCGUCGUCUUCCAUGAUGGAGAAACUUGGCGGGCAGUGGUGGAUACUUCGGAGACGGGUGACUUGGCGUCGUGUGUGGUGCUCACUAGCUACAAAGAGUCACAACAAUAUGCUGCAUUUUCAUUAGCAGAUAUGCUGAAUUAUUCAAUAAACAUAUACGACGACGGUAACAUACUUAACAUAGUAACUAACGCUGGCUCGCACGGUACUCACGUAACCUGUAUAGCGGCCGCCAACUUCCCUGACGAGCCUGAGAAGAACGGCGUUGCUCCUGGUGCUCAGGUUCUGGUUAUAAAGAUCGGCGAUUCCAGGCUAGGCUCGAUGGAGACUGGAAGCUCACUAGUAAGAGCGAUGAUAGCUGUUAUAGAACACAAGGCGGAUCUGGUCAAUUUCAGCUACGGGGAGGCGGCUCACUGGCCGAAUAACGGGAGAGUUUGUAACGUUAUCACAGAGGCUGUAAAUAUACAUGGAAUAAUCUUCGUAGCGUCGGCUGGUAACAACGGACCGGCUUUAUCAACAGUGGGCUGUCCAGGGGGUACAACGUCCAGUGUCAUAGGUGUUGGAGCGUGUGUCUCACCAGAGAUGAUGGCUGCUGAAUAUUCAUUAAGAGAGCGGUUACCAAGCAUGGCCUAUACAUGGUCCUCUAGAGGUCCAAGUGUUGAUGGUGAUCUAGGCGUUAGUAUCACUGCCCCUGGGGGCGCUAUAACAUCAGUACCUAACUGGACGUUACGAGGUGCGCAACUGAUGAAUGGUACCUCUAUGUCGUCACCCAACGCCUGCGGGGGGAUCGCGUUAAUUUUAUCAGGUCUGAAGGCGGAGAAUAUUUGCUAUAGCCCAUACAGCAUCCGUAGAGCGUUGGAGAACACAGCGUGCAAUGUGGAGAGAAUCGAGGUCUUUGCCCAGGGAUACGGCCUGAUGCAGGUUGACAAGGCCUUUGAGCACCUUGUAAGGUACUCAGACUGUAAAACGCGUAAUAUCAGGUUCUGUGUGUUGACCGGAGGUAAACGAGGCAUCUACAUCAGGGAAAUGAACAAGUCUGAGAAACCAAGUGAAUUUAACGUCACGAUAGACCCUAAAUACGGGGAAGAUAUAUGUGCACAGGAGAAGAUAUCCUUCACGAUGCACACGAGUCUCGUAUGUGACGCACCGUGGGUCUCGGCUCCAUCACACCUAGCUCUAAUGAACACAUCACGCUCCGUUUCCAUACGAGUAGACCCAAGAGGUUUAAAUGAAGGAGUUCACUAUUCCGAGGUGCAAUGUUUUGAUACUGCCGAUCCCCACAAGGGCCCAUUGUUUAGGAUACCCAUUACCGUCAUCAAGUCACAGAAACCAAGCAAACAGUACGACGCAAGCUGGGGUGAGACAGAGUUCAAACCAGGUCAGAUCAGACGCAGCUUCAUUCAGGUCCCUGAGGGCGCUACAUGGGCAGAGUUGAACAUCACGUCGCUGGAUCCCGAAGCGACGUCCAAGUUCGUUCUUCACUGCAUCCAACUAGAAGACCACAUGGCCUAUCGGAGUAACGAGUUCUACAAAUUCUUCCAUCUGCAAGAGUUAGGAAAUAACACCUACCCGUUCUCCGUGAAAGGCGGAUUAGUACUAGAGCUUGUCGUUGCUAAGUGGUGGGCAAGCCUUGGCAACACAAAGAUCACCUACAGUAUAUCCUUCCACAGCCUGGAUAUGAAUCAGAAAAUGAUUCAAAUGCAUGCUGCCAAUGGUAUCUAUCGUCUCGACAUCAAAUCAAGUUUAAGAAUUGAAGAGGUGUCGCCAACGAUCACUAUCAAGAACUGUGUACAGCCUCUCCGACCGAAUGAUAGUAAGCUCAGUCCACUUGGAGCCAGGGAUGUUGUCCCCAACGGAAGACAGAUCUAUGAGAUAAUCCUCACUUAUAACUUCCACCAGAGUAAAACCUCGGAGAUUACUCCCAAUUGUCCGUUAUUGAGCGAUCUUCUGUACGAGUCGGAGUACGAGAGUCAACUGUGGCUACUGUUUGAUAACAACAAGCAGUAUAUGGGAGCAGGAGACGCUUAUCCUAAUGCGUACACAAUGAAAUUAGACAAAGGUGACUACACAAUCCGUCUUCAAGUCCGUCACGAGAACAGAGACCUUCUGGAGAAGCUUAAAGACAUGGUCAUGCUCAUCGAUCAGAAACUCUCGUCGAGUCUCAGCGUGGACUGCUUCCAGUCGGUGACUAGCGCCCUCAACGGCAAGAGCAAGUUCAACACUGCCACGGUACAGGCCGGGGGAUCCGUGGCCUUGUUCAUCCCACCAGUGCCGGACGACAAGCUGCCGAAGGGAGCCUCGCUGGGUCAGAUGUUGACUGGCACGAUCACACUGGCCAAGAAUGAACCCGGGAAGACGGGUCGGAGGAGAAAGGGUCAAUUGGCAGGCUGUGAGUGUGAUGGCAAACGAAACCUUGGGCCUAGAGCUGAUAGUUAUCCAUUCAUCUACGUACUUACCCAAACGCCCCACAAACCUCACGCAGCUAAAGCCGAGAAAACCAAAGAGAAGACUAAGGAGGAGGAGUUCGCUGAGGCGCUCAGGGAUUUCAAGAUUUCAUGGAUCACAAAGUUGGAGGGUGAUAACAUUUAUGAGGAGUUGAUGGAUAAUUAUCCUGAUCAUCUUCCUCUGCAUGUCACACAACUGACUGCUAAAGACGCUCAUAAGGACCGCACUAAGAUGCUAUCUGAGGUCAUUGAGUUAGCAGAUAAAGUGAUAUCACUGAUUGAUCAGACUGCAUUAGCAAGCUACUUUGCACUCAAGAAUGACACCAGAGCAGACGCCAUAUCAUUCAAAGUAGAGAAUGAUAGGUUCAAGUUAUACCUGGUUAAUGCCUUGGUUGUGAAGGGAUGUGCCCUGGCUGAUAAGAUCCUUGCAAUCAAAGCAGAAGGAGAAGUCACGUCAUCAGCGGAAGAAACCGACCUCCAAGAACAGAUGGAUCUCACCUUCAAGGAAGUCCAGAAAUGGGGGGACCCCGAGGAGAAAAAGGUGUUACCAUUCACCAUCAAGCAUGCACAAGUACAUGACCACUAUGGACGUCAACUACGCGGUCUUAACAAGAUGAACGACGACUCCAGGCCCAGCAAAGACACGGAUAGGAAAGCUAUUGAGGUGUAUAAGAAGCUGGGAUGGGAUCACCUGGUUCGUCACAUAGAGAACAGCAUACCAGUUAAAUAUCCUCAACAUUAUAUUCCCUUUUAGUCCAGACAUCCGUUAGUUAAAUGUCACAGGUUGGUGUAACUCUCAGAAUGACAACCGCAAGAGCAUCUCGGUGGCAGUGUGGAUGGCAACAGUGGCGUCACCUUGCAUAGCAUUCUUGGUUGGUGACAAUCUUAGUGACAAUCAAAGUGUCACCUUUGGUGACAGCCUUGAUGUGAUCUUGGUUUUAGUUACAAUCUGGAUGACAAUCUUGGCGACAAUCACAGUGUCACCUUGAAUGACAGUAUUGAUGCCACCUUGAAUGUUAGAAUCGGAAUGACAUUGUAGAUGACAGUUGUAUUGACAAUCCAUGUGACAAACUAGGUGACAGUCUAAACAGCCUUGCUGACAAUGUGGAUGACAUCUGGAUGACGAUCUUGGUGGCAGUAGUAAUGUCACCUAGGAGGGUUGCAAUCUGUAUGACACUAGAUGCCAGUCUUAGUGACAAUCCAUAUGACAAUCUUAAUGACGGUCUUUGUGACAAUUGUUGGUGUAUUUCUUGAUAAAAAGCCUAAUGACAAUCUAGGUAACCAGCAUCCAUGGGAAAAUAUACACAAUUUGAAGGAAAAAAAAAUGUUUCUGUCCUAGUUAGGCUCUGUAGAAACCCCUUAUUAAGAAAAUAAUUAAGAGAAAAAAAAUAAUAACUGCUGAUAAACCUUGCUUCCCGAUUUAAUGUGGGAAUAACAAGGUUUUGAGAAAACAGAAUAAGCUGUUUGCAAACUGCUUACCAACCAAAAAUGCCCUAUGGUAUAAAUGCCAAAAAAUAAUUAAUAGCCUAACAUUUCGACCCUAGCAAAGUUUUUCUUGAAGGGUUAAGAGAAAGCUGUGGCCUUCAGCUUUAGCCUUCGAGAAAGUUUGCUAUGGUCCAAGCAUCAGGCCAUUAACUAAUUUGUGCAAUAAUAAGGUUUUGUCUAAAACUAAUGAGCCUUUUUGAGAUAUGGCGGACACAAUGCUACAACACUUUUAGGUUUGGGUAAAUUUGUGGGUAUACACCCAAACCAAACGGUACACUCGUAUCACGUCCGCCUUACCUCAAAAAGGCUUAUUGGGUGGGUGUUGCAAAAGCAAGAGAAUCUGGAAUGGACACCAGAUGUUGUUUUCCUCAUUGCAUAAAAUGUUUUUGUUUGAUGUGGGAUGUUAUCACCCAUGUGGGGAUUCGAACCCCCAACUAUCCGAUUCCAUCUCUCAAAUAAGUCUAGUUCCCCGACUCCCCUUACCUUACGCAAUGUAAUAUUAGGCAUUUAGUAAUGCAUGAUUACUCAGGUCUCUACCUAGGUCUUAAGAGUACGCAGGAUUUUUUAUUUUAAGUAUUUUGUAUUUUUGAACAAUAUUUCACUUUCAAAAAAUCUGCCACUUCCUAAUUUUGAUAAGUAACAAUUCGCAAGCUAGGUACAUUAUAUGCUUUUUUUAAACAGUUUGCACAAAUUUGAAAUACAUGGUGUCGUUGGUUUUUC
Asterias rubens (European starfish) is the source of this 5286-nucleotide messenger RNA. RefSeq names its product tripeptidyl-peptidase 2-like. NCBI's taxonomy places the organism in Eukaryota, Metazoa, Echinodermata, Asteroidea, Forcipulatida, Asteriidae. Gene Ontology annotation, biological process: proteolysis. Bases 50 to 3835 code for a protein of 1261 amino acids. The transcript is spliced from 27 exons. Gene Ontology annotation, cellular component: cytosol. The record is from RefSeq and is a predicted model, not a curated record. Gene Ontology annotation, molecular function: serine-type endopeptidase activity; tripeptidyl-peptidase activity.